Messenger RNA from Betta splendens (Siamese fighting fish), 3313 nucleotides. It is a transcript of the gene inpp5ka, whose product is annotated as inositol polyphosphate-5-phosphatase Ka. Gene Ontology annotation, cellular component: cytoplasm; plasma membrane; endoplasmic reticulum. Gene Ontology annotation, biological process: negative regulation of peptidyl-serine phosphorylation; negative regulation of glycogen biosynthetic process; negative regulation of insulin receptor signaling pathway. Gene Ontology annotation, molecular function: phosphatidylinositol-4,5-bisphosphate 5-phosphatase activity; inositol bisphosphate phosphatase activity; phosphatidylinositol-3,4,5-trisphosphate 5-phosphatase activity. NCBI's taxonomy places the organism in Eukaryota, Metazoa, Chordata, Actinopteri, Anabantiformes, Osphronemidae. The coding region runs from base 240 to 1706 and encodes 488 amino acids. The record is from RefSeq and is a predicted model, not a curated record. The transcript is spliced from 14 exons.
UACAAAGAAGUAACGCCUUUAAUGCCGCUCGUUGGUUUAUCUCAGUAGUGUUUAAUGAAGAAAAGCUUGGUUUGGCUAUGUCGUAAUGUAGCUACUGUAGCACUAUGCUUUAACUGCAGUAUAAAAUAUCAACAGCUGCUAUUAGCUUGUUAAGCUAGUUAAUGCCACCUCCGUGACAGUCUGGUCAACCCUGAGACGUCCCCGUAAACUCUUACCAAAGCACAGGAAGUGUGCAGACGAUGGAGGAGAACGAGGAUCAGUCAGAUCUCAGUCUGCGACCGGGGAACCUCGACGGAGACAGUUUCAGGCUGCAUGUUGUGACCUGGAAUGUGGCCACAGUUGAUCCUCCAGAGGACGUGACCUCACUUCUGCAUCUGAACUCCCCAAAGAGUCCCGACCUUUAUGUCAUUGGUCUGCAGGAGGUGCAUUCAAGACCUUUGAGAUUUGUUUCGGACUUUGUAUUCGAUGACCCGUGGAGUCAUCUAUUUAUGUCUGUCUUAGCACCAAGGAAAUUUGUUAAGGUGUCGUCCAUCAGAAUGCAGGGUCUGCUGCUGCUUUUCUUCUCCAAACUGCAGCACGUCCCCUUCAUCAGAGACAUUAAAGCUACAUAUACACGCACUGGAAUUUAUGGUUACUGGGGCAACAAAGGCGGCGUGUCUAUCCGGUUGUCUUUCUAUGGCCACAUGCUCUGUUUUCUCAAUUGCCACUUAGCUGCUCAUAUGAGAGAAGCCUCUGAGAGAGUCGAUGAGUUUGAGCACAUCAUGGACACACAGACAUUUGAAUGUAAAAAGGCUCCUAGAAUUGUUGACCACAGAUUGAUCUUUUGGUUUGGAGAUCUAAACUUCAGAAUUCAGGACCAUGGCAUGCACUUUGUUCGCUCCUGCAUCAAUAAUCAAACCUACAACCUCCUGUGGAGCAAAGACCAGCUGAUGAUGAUGAAGAAGAAAGACCAGAUGCUUCAGGAGUUUGAGGAGGGACCUCUGGACUUCCAGCCCACAUACAAGUUUGACUUAAACUCUGAUACUUAUGACAGCAGGCUCUACAGGACAUGGUUGGGCUUUAAUAAAAAGAAGCGUAAACCUGCAUGGACGGACAGAAUUCUCUGGCGCCUCAGACCCAAAACCUCAACUUCUCAUGAGGAUGAUAAAGAAAAACCUGUGGAUAAGAAGCUCAUCAGGCAGCUGGACGAGGAUGAGGAGUAUCCUCUGAAGAUCACACAGGAUCUGUACACAAGUAACAUGGAGUACAGAAUCAGUGACCACAAGCCUGUCAUUGGCCUCUUCACACUGAAGCUGAGGAAGAUGUACGAGACUCCUCUGGUGCGUCUGCAGGCGGAGGGUGAGUGGAGCGCAGAUAUUGAUGCCAUCGUUGUCUACAGCCCCCUGCAUCCUUUCCCCUCCAGUACCUGGGACUGGAUUGGACUCUAUAAGGUUGGAUUCACCUGUGUGUCAGACUACAUCACGUACACAUGGGUCAAAGAUGAUGAAGUAGCCUUCAAUGAAGAAAUCAUACAGGUAUUUGUCAGUAAGGAGGACAUUCCAGUGCGAGGAGGAGAGUGUGUGCUUUGCUACUACAGCAGUACUCUACGAUGCAUCAUUGGAGUCAGCGAACCAUUCAAGGUCCACGAGUCCAAGGUAGCCAUUGAAGAAGGCCUGCUGCCAGAGAGGAUCAAUGGACUUGACAAAACUGUAGCAAGCAAAGACUGAAAAUAAUCUGCCAGAUGUCAAAGAUGUGAGUUGCUGUAGGGCAUGUUUCUUGAGCCGACACAGAAGGAGCAGAUUAGGAAAUGUUACCUGUUCAUGCUUUUGCACGUGAACACUUAUGUCUUUGAUGCUUCUGCUGUAGUUCUUUAUGGUCAGUAUGCUUAUUAGAAUGUAUUUAUCUAAUUAUAGUAGAGUGGAACCUCAAAUUUAAAUAUGCUUUACCUUAAACCAACUUAAUCUUGUGAGCUACAUGUUUUUUUCUGAAUCCCAUAGUACUGUAUGUGUUAUUGACUUAGAUGAGUUUGAUUGAAUGCCAUGUGAUUUUUUGAAACAAAUCAGACCAAAGGUUUUUCAACUGUAAGGUGGACGUCCCCAGAGAGAGAUACACAUGAGGUACAGAGUCAGUGGGAGGGGAGAAGCAUGCAGGGGCUAUGGAACCACAGGAAGUGUCUUAGUAUAGUUUGGCCUGCAUUUAAUAGAGCUGCAGCAGAGUUUUUCACACCUCUUAACUCCAGUACUUGAUAAUAGACUUGCGUCUAGCUAGUGUCAAUGUUUGUCAAGUGCUGUCAAAGUCUGCAGCGAACUGCUUUAAUAAGAAAAAUGACAUUCGAGAAAAAGAAAGCUUACUGGUCUUUGCUCACACUGGUUGUGAUACUGUAUGUCCAAGAAUGCUACUGAUUAUUGUUUCUGUCCUGUAUGUUACCUGUCACUGUCAACCCUGCUAGUCUGUGAGCCCAUUCAAUUUAUUAUAUUUCACUUACAACUCUAAUGCGCACAACCCUUUUAAUACCAUGAGCCAAAAGCUUCAGAGAAAACAAAAAAUUAAAGUCCUGUAUGAGCUUUAUUACUAGAUAUUGACGGAAUAAAAAUUCUGUAAAUCAAAAAUUAGGAUGAAAUUAAAUUUAAUUGGAUUAUUCAUUUAAAAGCAAAUGAUUAUACUUUCUAAUUCAAUCUGUGCUGUCACAGAUGCAUUGCUGUAGUAGCUGGAUCUAUUUAUGGUUUUAAUGUUUGUAUGUUUUUUAAAACAUUUCUAGACUUUCUUCCUGCAGUAUUUUCUUUAACUUCAGUUUUUCCUGGAGGACUUGAACUCUGAUGCUCAUUUACGACUUGUUGCCUCAUUAACCCACCUGCACAUUUCAGUAUUAAUCAUUCCCUUUUGAUACAGAUUGUGGUGUUGCAGUAAAAUUGAAAACUUUUUCAAUGCAUAAUAUUUAUAGGCUUCAUUUUAUCGUCUGCACUGUGAAAGCAAAGAAAUAGGAUUGAAUAUUUUUGUUUAAAAAUGUGGACUCAGCAAGUGCCUUUGAUUGACUGUCACGUUUCAUUGUUGAAACAGAUGCUGCUUAAUUUUGACACAGUGUAUUAUAAUAUUCUUAAUAUUUAUCAUGUAAUUUUGUGGCUUUCACGACCUGAGAUCUGAAUUUUUACAUAUCACUGUUCUGACCUCUUGUAUUGAGUGUUUUCUUGUUUUUGACUAGGUGGAAUCUGUUAUUAGCCAUUCAUGUUAGUUAGUUUUAAAUGAUGUGGACUUCUUUUCUCAGCAAUGACAAGUUGUGAUACUAUAUCAACAAAUUUAUAGCUUUGCAAAUGCAAAUAUAACAAGUGUCAACUCA